GUGGCGGUGCGCCUGCGCUCGGCAAACGCGGCGGUCACAGUACCUCUGGGUUAGGGUGUCAGCUUCGCUUAUGGGCUUUGCUCCAGGGGUGUAACUCCAUGAAUAACUUAAACGACCCCCCAAAUUGGAAUAUCCGGCCCAAUCCCAGGGCUGAUGGGGGUGAUGGAAGCAAGUGGAAUUAUGCCCUGUUGGUGCCAAUGCUCGGAUUGGCAGCAUUUCGUUGGAUUUGGUCAAGGGAAUCCCAAAAAGAAAUAGAAAAAGCAAGAAAAGUGUAUCAUCAGAGAACAGCUGCUUUCCAACAGGAUCUUGAAGCUAAAUACCAUGCUGUGAUCUCAGAACAUCGGCGUGCUGUGGCUCAGCUGUCUUUGGAACUGGAAAAAGAGCAAAAUAGAACAACUAGUUUUCGAGAAGCCCUUAUCUCUCAGGGGCGUAAGUUGGCAGAAGAAAAGAAGCUUCUUGAACAGGAACGGGCUCAGAUAAUGCAAGAAAAAAGCCAGCUUCAGCCCCUGAGAAGUGUCUAUUUGAGCUGCCUGGAAGAAGAGGAUGACUGGCAGAGGAGAGCCCGGCUUAUGCUGAAGGAGGUGGGAGAAGCUCUCGAGGAACGCCAGAAUAUCUACUGUAGCCUGAUCCUUCCCCGCAGCGCACGGCUAGAGCUGGAGAAGAGCCUACUGGUGCGCACAUCUGUUGAUCCAGUAGCUGCUGACCUAGAAAUGGCAGCUGGCUUAUCUGACAUAUUUAAGCAUGAUAAGCAUUGUGGAGAUGUCUGGAAUACCAACAAACGUCAAAAUGGGAGGCUCAUGUGGAUGUAUCUUAAAUAUUGGGAACUACUUGUCGAACUUAAGAAAUUUAAGAAAGUAGAGAAGGUCAUAUUAGAAAAAUAAGAAUGAAAUGAAACUCAAGACCAGAGGGGGUCGUUCACCAUGGCAGUCUGCAUUCUAGGGUCUCUGAUAUUUACUCCGUUCCUUUGCUACCAAAAGUGGCCUAGUACAGCUACCCUUUGUGAGAACUCAAGUCUUUCCACCCUUUGAGCAGUGCAGUAGGGCCUUAGCAGGUAAUGUUUUUCUAUGAUGCUAUGCAGCUAUUAGAGAUACUUUUUUUUUUUUUUUUUGAAAUAUUUUUGAGCUGCUAAUAUUUAGCAAAACAAGUACAACUAUAGAUUUUAGUUCUAGGGGAAAAAUAUAAUAUUCUUCCUCUAAAAAAUGUUCUGUCAGUUUUUACCUCUCUAAUAAUUGUUGUCCCUUUCCUGAUUCCGUGUAGAGUAGUAUACUAGUUAUACUACCAAGAUUUAUCUUGUUUGGAACACCCUCCCCCACCCCCACCCCACCCCCAAAAAAUCCAAAAACAAAAACCAAACUCACCAAAUAUUUCUUAUGUCCAUCCGGUAUCCCAGUGAAUAUUUAGAAUUGAGCUGGUCCUGUAUCCAAUAAGCAUGUUGUUUAUUACUAUGAUAUGCAGUCAAUAUUUGCCAUUUAAAGGUAAUAGUGUUUCUUUUUUAUGUGACUCUUUAUUAUUAUUUUGAGACAGUCUUACUGCAUAGCCCAGGUGGGCCUUGUAUGUGCAGUCUUCCAGCCUCAGGCUCCCACAUGCUAUGUUACAAGUGUGUAUUACACUCUUGGGUUGAUAAUUUUGCAUGUAUUGAUAAGUACUUAUAACUCAUUUACAUACAGCUUAUAUGAGUUGACUCUUCGUACAUAACUUAUAUAAUCCUUACUCUGGUUUUAUGAGCUAAAUACUAUUAUCUUGUAAAUGGUAAUUUCUCAAGAUAUCCAGGUUCUCUGGCUUGCCAUGGUUUCUAAGACUCUACCUAUAGUUGCCCUCAGGACUAAGAUUUGUGAUAGCAAGAAAGAUAAAAUCAGCAGAGAACAGGAAUGUAGAAGAGUCUAGAGGGAGCCAGAUGGAGCCACCAAGUGUUACACUAUGAAACCACAGGGAACAUUGUUUAGUUUAGGGGUAUGACUAGAAACAUGACAAGUUCCCAGGAAAGCUCACUGGAGGCUAUCAAGAUUUUGAUAGAGUAAGGGCUGUUCAUAUGACCCUUCACACCAGUUCCAUUCCCACAGGAAGGCUACGUGGUAGAGAUCACUCACAGUCUGUAAGCAGUUCAGGUAUGGUGAGCCACUCUUGCUAGUUACCAGCACUGGGAACUCCCAGUGUCUAGACACCUAUUAUGGACUAGCCUUGUGUGAGGAUGCACUAUGAAUUCUGUUAAGUGAGCUUUUCCACAUAGCCUUAUUUUACAGAGGAUAGGGAUCUGGAGCCUUGAUACGGAGAAAGCAAUCUGUCUGGGUCAUAGGUAGUAUUUUGUUGGAGUGGAUCUGAGUUGGGUGCUUGAUUUACAGACAUAGGAACCUGUGUGUGGUUAUUUGUCAGUGGCCAUGCAGGAAGUGAACAAAGUGGUCAGUUUGUGUUCAGAUCCUAUAUUCCACCCUGUGUGCAUCUUUCUGUGUAGAGAGAUGGCAAACUUGAAAAUACCCAGAAAACAGUUCAUUUAUAGAAUGGUUGAGGAGCACUUGGUUCGUGCUUCAUGUUCCACAUUAAGUUCUCAGAACCAUCUUGACAGAGUUGACAGCAGGCUCUCUGAGCCAAAGCCAGCUGAUUCCAGCUUCAGAUAAAGCUCUUGUCAAUAGAUAUUUGCCAUGCCUUUCUGCUGUAUUACCUGUAUUUUUAGAAGUUAUUUUUUUCUAGUGUAUCUAAGAAACAGUUUUUUUUUUUAUAUUGUGUUUCCUAAUGAAUUCCUAGAUUCAUUAGAUCCUUGAAGGAAGCCGCAUAGGCUCUGGUUUCUGUUACUCCACUGAUUUGCCCAUAUGAUCUUAGACAGAUCACUUCAUGACUUUCUCUAAGGUUUAUCUUCUAAAAUGACACACUUUCUGUGGGAAACACAUCAACUGUUUGAGUCUGUGGCAUGGCCACCUUCCAUCCUAAGUCUGCUUUCUAUCUUUUUAAACUGAAAAUGUUAGCAGCAUAUUUUUAUUGCUGUUCAGGGUCAGGUGGAAUUACUUGGUAUGGAGACAGACCUUGGGGGUAGAGAUAGCAUGGGAGGAUCUGGUAUGGGAGGAAGGGUCACAGGAGGUCCUGAAAUGGGGAGGUACCUAUAGGGAGGGGGUCACAUGGAGAAGAACUACAAGUAGCAGUCAAGUGCCUCGGUUGGCAUACAGGUGGUUAUAGAGCUAAGUUUUUACUUCAGUCACAAAAGAAUUUUCAUACUCUUAAGUUUUAAAAAUUUAGAUUAUUAAUUAAAUAAACUACAUAAGUUAAGCCACA
Molecule: messenger RNA, 3261 nt
Organism: Arvicanthis niloticus (Nile rat)
Lineage: Eukaryota; Metazoa; Chordata; Mammalia; Rodentia; Muridae
Gene: Ccdc127
Product: coiled-coil domain containing 127
Source: RefSeq, a predicted model, not a curated record